Molecule: messenger RNA, 780 nt
Organism: Gavia stellata (red-throated loon)
Lineage: Eukaryota; Metazoa; Chordata; Aves; Gaviiformes; Gaviidae
Gene: LRRC18
Product: leucine rich repeat containing 18
Exons: 1
Coding region: 1-780 (259 amino acids)
Molecular function (GO): protein binding
Source: RefSeq, a predicted model, not a curated record
AUGGCCAAGGGGAAAGCAAAAGGUCAAAAAGGGAAGAAAAUCACCUUGAAAAUUGCCAAAAAUUCAAUCCGGAUAUCUUUUGACGGAGGGCGCCGUCUUGACUUAAGCAAGAUGGGUAUCACUACCUUCCCCAAGUGCAUUUUGAAACUCGCUGAUGUGGAUGAACUUGAUUUGAGCAGAAACAUGUUAAAAAAGAUUCCAAGCAGCAUCCAGAAGUUCCAGAAACUGCGCUGGCUGGACCUGCAUAGUAAUCAGCUCGAGGAGCUGCCCGAGGCAAUAGGUACACUUCAGAACCUUUUAUACCUGAAUAUAUGCAACAACAAGCUGACCACCAAAAAUCUGCCAGAAGAGUUGAACCUUCUCAAGAACCUGCGUAUUCUCAACCUUGGUUUGAACUGCCUUGACAGUAUUCCCACCAGUCUUGGGGCCCUGAAGGAACUUAAGGAGAUAGGUCUCUUUGACAACACCUUGACCACCAUCCCAAACAGUGUGAAAAAGCUCCCCAAGCUCAAGAAACUGAAUGCAAAAAGAAACCCUUUCCCAGAUUCAACAAAGCAGGAAGAGCAUGCCAACUCCAUUAAACGCAUAGAAACACUUUACUUAGUACAAGAGAAAGACCUGUGCUGUUCCUGCCUAAAGAUGUGUCAGGAUGAGAGGGACAAGCUAAAGAACGUGACACCCAGCCCCUCAAAGAAGCCAAGUUUCCCUUUACUCCUUACACCCAAUUCUUCUGCAAAGGAUAACCAAGAAGAAUGGAGAUUAAGAGGCAAACAUCCCUGA